Molecule: messenger RNA, 705 nt
Organism: Phragmites australis (common reed)
Lineage: Eukaryota; Viridiplantae; Streptophyta; Magnoliopsida; Poales; Poaceae
Exons: 3
Coding region: 1-705 (234 amino acids)
Source: RefSeq, a predicted model, not a curated record
AUGGCCGUGCCCGAGCAGCCAGCACCGGCUAAGUCCGCCCCGAGCUCGUCGAGCGUGGGGCGGUCAGCUUCGUCGUGGGCGGUGCCUACAUGGCAAUUUUCGGGGACCCCGAGCCCCUCGGAGGAGGCUCGCAAGGGACCUAGCGCCCAGCCGUCGCCCAACCAGCCCGCCGACCCCCUCCCAGUCGUGCUGGGAAGCACUUGGGAGGUGAUCGGGCGGCUGGAGGCGGCCGUGGCGGGGGAGAUGAUGCAGCUUGAGGCGAACCGCGCCGCCCUUGCUGCAGAGAGGGCGCGGCUUGUCACGGGCUGGCGCCUUUUUGAGGCCCGCGUCGCCGCGGUGCACGCCGCCAAUGAGGGUGAGCGGCGCGCCCUAGAGGAGGAGCAGAAGCAGCGGGCUGCCAAGGCGCUCGCCAGGGAGAGGCAGGCGCAAGCGCGGGAGGAGACGGUUUUGGCCCGCGAGAGGGUGGGGGAAGCCUCCCAGGCUGAAUUGGCCCGCCUGAAAGGUGAGGCUGACCAGGUCCGCGCCGACCUCCAACACCGGGAGGAGGACGUCGCGAUCAGGGAGACUGACGUCGGCAUCACGACGGCAGACCUGGAAGCCCGGGAGGAGCUACUGAUCCUCCGGGAGACGAAGGCUGCUGAGGCGGUGCUGGCUGCGGCCGCUCGGGAGGAGCGGGCCGCCAAGUGGAAGAACUCUAUUGCUUGA